AUGUGUAAGGUUGCCAAGUGUCCCUUGGGUGGCCAGUGGUCUGACUUCGAGGUUCAGCCGUAUGGGCCUCUCCAGCUCGAGCCUGCUACGACAGCACUGAACUACGGCCAGUCCAUCUUCGAGGGGCUGAAGGCCUUCCGGACCAGCAAAGGCAGGAUCGUCCUUUUCCGGCCAGACAAGAAUGCCGAGCGCAUGGCAGGAGGCGCAGAGAGGUUCCUGAUGCCCCCAGUGCCCCGGGACCUCUUCAUGCAGAUGUGCCGGGAUGCUGUCCGUGCCAAUGCGGACUGGGUGCCUCCAACAGGCAAGGGCUCUUUGUACAUGCGACCCCUUCUCUUUGGCAGCGGACCUGCGCUGGGAGUGGGGCCGAGCCCCGAGUUCACCUUCGUCAUCUACGUGGCGCCGGUGGGGAGCUACUUCUCCGGCAGCGGAGCACGGCUGCGGAUCGAGCGAGGCCACCACCGGGCGGCGGAGCUCGGCGUUGGAGACGUGAAGGCGGCAGGCAACUACGCGCCUUGUUUCAGCCCACAGAAGGAUGCCAAAGCGGCAGGCCAGACCGGGAUUCUUGCAGGCCAAGGUUCCAAGGCCGGCGAAAUCGUGGAGGUGCCCACAGAGACGCUUUCAACGUUGGACCGGUAUGGCAGGGGAGAUCGGGUGGUAAAGCUCUCCUUGAGUGGAACCAAGUUCCUGACACUGCGCUCGACACUUGCACACAGCGCGGUGCUGGACAGCAUCGUGACACGAGCUGAGACCAACGAAGAACUUGCGAAUGAUGGUGCCAUCUUCGUAGAUCGAGAUCCGAAGCACUUUCCGAUCAUCCUCAACCACUUGAGGAUGAAAGCAGAGGGCCGCGAAAUCUUUCAAAACCCGUGCAAGUGGGUCAAGGGGAAGAGCCACGCACCCAUGCUACCCAGAGACACCGCUGAUCUGCGAGACCUCCUUGUGGAGGCAGAGCAUUAUGGCCUCCCAGAGCUUCGUAUGAGGAUCCUGUCGAAGAGGAAGCUGGCGAGGCUUUUCAGCAUCAUGGCGGGUAGCUCAGGCAACCCCUUCGACAGUGCCACGCGUGUACUGAUGACGAUUCGCAACACAACUCUGCUGCUGGGAACGGGGCUUGCCAGCAGCCAGGUCUUGCUGAGCCAGCUCAAGGAAUCCAAGGACCCCAUGCAGGCCCUGGAUGUUGUGACCAACUUCACGAAGACCCGCUUCUCCGACAUCCUCUACUUCGAUCCCAGCGGAGAGCGAGUGGAAGAGGCUGCGGCGAGCAAUUUCUUCUGCAUCACUGAGGACGGUGUCUUGAAGACACCUGAGCUUGGCACCAUCCUGUCCGGGGUAACGCGCGACUCCAUCCUGCAGUUGGCCAGGAAUAUGGCUGCUUCUGGUGAGCUGAGUGGUGUGGAGGAAGGCACGGUGACCUGGGACGAUAUCCUGUCAGCGAAGGAGGGCCUUCGUAGAUUUGCCGUGCGAUUCAGCAGCGUGAUGACCGAGACAGUUCGGAUGAAUGGCUUCGUCAAGGCAGACGUACAGCUGACGCCAGGAGAGAGACCUGUGUUCGACUACAGUUGCUUCACUGGAGGUUUUGCAGCAUGCUUCAAGUAUUUUUGCUUGCCUCCUUGCUCCUCUCGAUGUCGCCUGACCGUCAAGAACAUGAGGAAGCAACAGGCGAAUCUUCCAGUCGACGUGGCUGAUGCGCGCAGGAAAGAGGUAGAAGAGGGAUUGAGUAAACAUGAUUUUUUCGAGAAGUACGGCUUCGUCCUUCUGAAACAUCAGAGCACGAUGACUGCAGAGGACUGGCUGGCCAGCAGCACGAAGCCCUUACCGGGAAAGUCUUCUGGGAAGCCCUCAUCCUCGAAGGUACGUGACAUUUAUGCUAAGGAGAUCGAGCCGCUUAUCCGGGAACUGUUGCCGAAGGCCGGCGAGAUCUCUUUUCCAGCCUUCGCUCUGCGCCGUGGACCCGGCGGGCCCAACCCCUUUUAUGGAUUCGGGGUGCACCAGGACUACGGGCUGUAUCCCGAGGACAUGAAGACGACCUAUGAGAUAGCCUACUCGGGCCUCGAAGGCAGCUUCGAGGAUUUUCUAGACCGGUGUUAUCACGAAGACACAGCAGGAUUCUCGAUCAUAAACUUCUGGCGUCCUGUGCCGCCCAUGGCAGGCCCAGUCAAAAGCACACCCCUGGCAGUUUGUGAUCCCAGCACAGUGAAGGUCGAGGACUGUGUGCCGAUAGAGAUGUACGGCUUUGUUCCUGGAGGUCAGCGCAGCUUGCUACUCAAGCAGAACGCAGGCCAGAAGUGGUACUACUACCCAGACAUGACCACGGACGAGGUCUUGGUGUUCCGACAAUUCCACUAUGAACGGGGCGUGCAAGCCCCCUACCGCCGAAUCAAGACGGUCUUCCACACUGCCUUCAAGCAUCCAGGGUCCUCGCCUCACGAUGAGGCUCGCAGCAGCAGCGAGUAUCGACUGGGAGUGUGGCUGAAAUAG
Symbiodinium sp. CCMP2456 is the source of this 2475-nucleotide messenger RNA. The record is from the annotation of a GenBank genome assembly. Lineage: Eukaryota; Dinophyceae; Suessiales; Symbiodiniaceae.